AUGCGUUUAUCACAAGUUCUCCGCAAUUAUUCAAAGUUACCUAAAAAUUACGCCAAUUUCCCCGACAGAUAUGUCCGAAAGCAGACAGCGUUUGUGGAGUGGAAGUCUCCACCACUGCCUCAAUACCAGCCGCGGACUAUUCGGUGGCGCAAACGAGCCCUCUAUGGUCUCGAGAGGAGUUGGUCUCAAGAGUUCCAGACAGUGAACGCGCCAAACAUACCGCUGCCCACAGUGUAUGUCGAGCCCAUCAAACACUUCUACAUCUUCAGAGGCGAUAGAGUGGAGGUAUUGGUGGGCAGAGACAAAGGCAAACACGGGAUCGUUAACUAUGUGGUGACUGAACGCAAUUGGGUGUGCGUUGAGGGACUCCAUCUCAAGUACAAGACUGAGAGCAAAAGCCACGAUUACCCGGGAAUGAUGGUCUCCACCGAACGGCCUCUACUCGUGCCCAGAGAUGUGGCUCUCGUCGACCCCUCUGACCACAAACCCACCAAAAUUGAGUGGCGUUUCGACGAAGAGGGCAACAAAGUGCGGGUCUCUGUCCGCACCGGACGUAUAAUCCCUAUACCGGUGUUGGCGGAGGAGACGCGUGACUUCAAGACCAGAGAAACAUAUUUAGAGCAAAUCAAAGACACCAAAGCAGAUGACAUGAAAAAGACUACUUUUAUACCCAAAGUAAGGACUUUUGAAAUGGAUGUCAUGGAAGAGAUGCACAUCAAAGAAGACAGAAUUCCUUAUAAUAUGUUUUGGUAUUAA
This is a messenger RNA of Medioppia subpectinata, 756 nucleotides long. NCBI's taxonomy places the organism in Eukaryota, Metazoa, Arthropoda, Arachnida, Sarcoptiformes, Oppiidae. The record is from the annotation of a GenBank genome assembly.